AUGUCGCUAUCAAAAUUCUGCGUAAAAUGUGCUGGCAUCUUUGAGGGGGAUUAUGUGUCUCCUGAUGUCCUGCAGCACGACCUCAUCGAUACCGAGGAUGUAGAAUACCGGCCCGGGGACUUCUUUUCAGGUAAACAGGAGUGGAAAGUUAGGCUGGACAGUAUUCCAGGUCAAGAAAUCCCGACGUUGUAUCUUCACCAUAACUUCCAAGAUGUGGCAGAAUCGGUCGACAGUUGCGUCUUUUGCGCCAUGAUUUGGGAAAGGUUGACGAUCGAGGAAUUUCUGGCUGAGUCUCAGAACCUUGCUGGGAUAGAGAAGAAAGAUAUUGUUGGCAUUCCGGUCAUUCAUCCGAAAGAGUCCACCUAUACUGGCAUAUUCACUUUUGGAUUGCUCUAUGCUGUCUGGUCAGGGCACAAUUGGAAAGCCAGAGCUUUGCACAGAUUUCAUCUCUUCAAAGUAAUCAGCGUUGCAAAUCAAGAGAACAGGGCUAUAUGGAAACCCACGUUUGACCGACAACAGUCACUUUCGCGGAUACACAACUGGCUUGAAUCGUUGGUCAGGGUUCCAGUUUUUGGCUCGCACCUACCCACAAGACUCCUCCACUGCCAGCCAUCACCAGUUUCCGGUGGCACACCUACCGUUAAGCUUGUGAACACUAACGACUUGAGCCCGUCUACUCGUUAUGUCGCCCUCACGCAUCGCUGGGGCACCGUCCAGCCUCUUAUGCUGUUGAAGGCUCUGCAGGAUACAUUUCAUACCAACAUCCCAUUCGUCUCUAUCCCAGCCACGUUUCAGGAUGCUAUCAGACUAACAAAUGACAUUGGCCUCGAGUACAUAUGGAUAGACUCACUCUGCAUUAUACAGGAUUCUAAAGACGACUGGCAAGCAGAGGCUGCACGCAUGGCAUCCGUAUAUUCUCAGGCGCAUGUCACCAUCGCUGCUACGGCUGCUCAAGACUCGGCAGCAGGGCUCAAACAGCAAACUUCCAUGCUUAGAUAUCCCUGUGAGAUCACCCCGUCGUGGACAGGCUUCGAGAACGAGAUACCAGAUGGUCCUGUACGAAUCAUAGUUAGAUCGGCCUUUUGUGACGAAAUCCUCGCGAAACCCCUUUUCCGUCGGGGAUGGACAUAUCAGGAGUGGAUUUUGUCGUCUGCAACAAUCCAUGUGGCACGAGAUCAGCUUUGGUGGACAUCGGCCUCGAAUAUGAAGUCUCAAGGCUACGCAGCAAAUGAGACCUGUGAAGGAUACGAUUUUGAAGUUGAUCGAAACCACAUUCACACGAUGGCGCCCGGGUCUCUAUACGCCAUUGCGAACGAAUCUACAGAAGCUACCCCUCAAAUAUGGCAUAACCUACUGCAAGAAUAUAUGUCAAGAGAUCUGACUUUCGAAUCUGAUCGUCUUGUAGCAUUUGCUGGCAUCGCGACUUUGUAUCAAAGAUUUGCACAUAUCCCCCCUGGCUCCUAUCUGGCAGGAAUAUGGCGUCAAGUCCUGCUUCAGGAUUUGUUAUGGACCAUCGCUAAUGGGAGAAAGGCUUCACCGCCACAACUUUACCGUAGCCCUUCGUGGUCCUGGGCUUCGGUUGAGCCGGCGCACAACUGGGCGGGGAGGUUUUCAAUUGGCAGCAAGUCUGUGAAUGUUGACUUGGAACCAGGUGAGGAUCCAUGGGUUGCCGUCGCUACUGUUCUAGAAGCAUCAGUUGAGACAGCAGGGUCUGAAUUUGGACCUGCACUUGGAGGGCAUCUGGUAUUGCAUGGCCCUCUGAUCAAAGCACGCCUUGGUUUUGUGAUGAUCGACCUUUCCGACCGCCUUACAGCAGAACAAGCUGCUGAGUUUGUACCAGGCGGUCGGCUACGAUACGUACGUAAUUACUUGUCGAUGCCAGAUCACGCGAGUGUUGAUAACGCAGCGUUGCGCAAUGGUACGGGACCAACAACGCCUCAGCUAGAUACUGUUCCUAAAGAGGUCUCAUCUGAUGAGGAGAUAGACAUCUACCUGGCCGUUAUCUAUUCUCAUAUUAACCUUGGCGGAUAUCCUAAAGCACAUACCCUGGCUCUCGUUAGAGGAUUAGAUAAGGGGGAGUAUCGCAGGAUCGGGUAUGUUUGGAUUGGCGAGGAUAUUCUGGGUGAUCAGAAAGAAAAUAGGGAGUUUGGUGUUUUUAAAGCUCUUACAGAUGAGGACGAGUAUCUCAGUCUCGGAGAUCGGCCUGGCUAUUACAACUAUCGGGUCGUCUAG
Messenger RNA from Fusarium coffeatum, 2232 nucleotides. RefSeq lists its product as uncharacterized. The coding region runs from base 1 to 2232 and encodes 743 amino acids. NCBI's taxonomy places the organism in Eukaryota, Fungi, Ascomycota, Sordariomycetes, Hypocreales, Nectriaceae. The record is from RefSeq and is a predicted model, not a curated record. The transcript is spliced from 2 exons.